UUCGAGUUUGCGGAGAAGUGCCAUUUAUCAAUGAGUUCUUGCGGGAUCCAGCUUUGUAAAACGUUUUCACCUUUGAAUAUAAUAAGAGGAUCGAUGGCCGUUCCAUCUAUGCAAAUACACUCAACCGUAGACACCCAUUCUUGUCGGCCUUGGUGUGCUUGAUGGCGUGUACGGAGGCUGGAAUCAACAAUGAUUCGAGUACUCUCUAUAGUUCCAAUCGAAAACCCCGUCUCAUCCAUAUUAUACACGUUAUGUUCUUUGAUUUUCAGACCCGUCACAAGGUCCUUGUACGCGUCGAACCACCCUACUAACACUUCUUUUGUAACUCCGUUCAUCCUUUGCGAUUCGAUUCUUCUUCCUAGUCAGACUUGUAGGUGUGGAUGUCGUUUAAUAAAGCGUGGAACCCAAUCCUGUCUAAGCGCAAAGUUCGGAAUCUGUUCGUGGGUGUGCUCGUCGUCAGAGUGUUCGUGAUCUUCGAAAACGCGGCAGUGGUUUAUACGGAUCUCAUCUGCAACCUCCCGUAAUAGGUAUUAUGGGAGGUUGCAGAUGAGAUAGGUAUCUAGUGACUAGGCGCGUAUCCACCUUUCGUAAGGACCUUUAUCCACUUUAAUAACGUUGCUUCUUGGUUUUUCGAGAGGAGUUGUUGUUUCUGUCGCGCUUCUGUCUGUGAAGGCAUUCCUCGGACGCGGUUAGCAACAGUAUUCUUACAGAGACCUAACGCUUUUGCAGCUGCAUAAGAAUUUAUAUUUGCCAGGCUGGACGCCUAAUACUGCCUCUGCUACCCGGAUAUCAACUUCUUGCGCUUUUUGGCUUCUUCGACGUACCAUUGCUGUGUUGGUUAUCAUUUACUUGGGUGGUGGGGUUCGCGUUAGGCCAAGUACGCCACACGCCCAAGUACGCCACGACUUACGUUACAGGGCUCAGGAGGCCAGUCAAACAUCAGACCGCCACCCAACAGUCUUUCCAAUGACAUAUCUUCGAAACGGAACACAUCCGCUCUUUACAAAAUAUUACACUGAUUCGCAUACACACGUUCGUGCCUGGAAGCGCCACAACAUGAUAUCUCAUUGAACAAGAUAUACUCAUAAAUCCGUGACGACAUCUGCCUCGCGGCGCCCCCCACCCCCCCCAAAGACACGAUGGAUACGGCGAAGCAACAGCAGGCUUCUAGCUCAAAGUUAGCUGCAUCCCCUACGAUACUGAGUACGAACGAUAUGCCGCCCGCAAUUCCGGAGGCCACACCGGCGCCAGGAGAAGAGUCGUCAAUGUUGCCGCCUCCCGUACCUGAGCCGAGGAGCAGGCCACUAUCGUUAGUAUCGAAGAAGAACAAUCGGUUAUCAAUUAGCUUUCCAGUGCAACCAUCCGGGACAAUGUCCCCUGGGAGACAGACACCGACUCAAAACUCUGCAUUUCCAUCACCCCUCGCUGCCAAUCAAUCGGCGUUACCGUCACGGCAAGAUUCACCAGGGUUUAUGCAAGCUUUAGCUGGACAAGAGCGAAAGGUCUUCGAGCUCCGAGAAGAACUGAACCGAGCUGAAGUGGAGCUUAAGAAGCUUAAAACACAAUGGGCGAUUCACGAAGCAGAUAAGAAGAGGGCAGAAAUUAGGCUGGUGCGGAGGCUCGAGCCGAUGCAACUAGAGGACACAAUCCAGGGCCAAGCCACCCCAUUGGGCGAUGAAGAUAUUGCUAGAAGGAGUGCUGAGCUUGAUCGCCGAAAGGCGAUUCUUGCGGUAAACGUCACCAAAGUUUCGAGGAGGAAAAUAAUCACGGGUGGCCAUACUCGCGCGCUAUCGUUGUUAUCUCGAGAUAGGUCUCCGAAUGGGCAGUACCCAAGCUUCGAUACUGUCGAGAGGAGUAGGGAUGGUUUUGACGUUGGCCCCGGUCUUCCUGCGAUACCCCGGAAGAUGACGAUGCCGGAUACCAGACAAGGCCUUUCUAGGGUCACCUCAGAUAGAGCAAGGCAUUCUUACCAGGGCAGUACGACUAUUGGCGUUAAGCAAAUUGCUGAGGAUUUAAAGGCUGGGUUAUGGACAUUUAUGGAGGACUUGAGACAGGCAACUGUCGGUGAAGAAGCCCUCGAGCGACCUCCCACAGGUGAAGAGUCGGGUAGGUUUGUAGACAAUUCUAGAACAAUCGCAAAUACCACAGGAGCGAAAAAGGCCAGCCAUGGACCGAUAGCAAAGAAGUCCACUAGCAGGGACCGUGGGGCAGCUUCGACUUCGAAGGCAGUUCCAGUGUCGAGGGCAAAGGAUACUGGCCCGCAGUCACUAUCACAGACGCAACCUACCCAACCGUCAACUCCGCCGCCGAAUAAAACGACCAUGUCUACCUCGACAGUCGACGAUGAUUGGACAAAUUGGGACUCCUCUUCUUCAAAGGAAGCUUCACCUCGGUGGAGCAACAGUACCAUGCCAUCGUCGGAUGACGCUAGCGAGGCGGGGAAACCAUGCGCCGAGUCUAGUGAUCUAAAGGAAUCUUUGAUAACCGACACGCCUCCUGUGGAAGAAGAAUCACCCUGGGCGGCAUUUAAUAAUUUUACUCCUGUGAAUUUGAAGCGCACAGCAUCGAAUUUCAUAAAAGAGUUUGAAAAUAGUCUCACGCCUCCGUCACAAUCACCCAGCAACGGCCGCGAUAACCCCGGGAUGCAGUUGUCCAAGGACAAAAUUAUCUUCGACAACGAGGCACGACUUCUACUGAACAACCUGCCUUGAAAUGGCCAGAUGUAUAUAAUGCGCCUAACGAACUUACUGAUGCUGGAUACGGACGCUUAUCGACGCUGGGUCUGUACGAUUACUGAUACCGGAUAUCGGCGAUUUUUGAUGGUAGAAGCUUAUUUAGAUUCUAUACUCGUGCUGCUCAAAUCUCUUGAGUGGCUGUGCGCACGGGAGAAUAUCAAUUUUGGAUGUAGAUCCGUUUGCCCUGUGUUAUUGUUAUAUGUGCUCAACUCCUAUAUGCACUGCAGAGGUGCUGUCAACGCUCACUGGUCCCACAAAUACCCUUCUACACUUUUCACGACCACAAGCACUGUGGUUCAUCCCCUUUGUGCUUUGCCACUCGAGCCGCAGAAGGCAGCAAAAUUAAUCGAUGUUCACGUGCUCAUUUAAAAACCUCUCGAUUCCUGAAUAAUUAUAUCUUUCAAAUAAGAAGCCAUAAUCAAUGCCAUAGAUAUAUAUAAGACACGUU
This is a messenger RNA of Pseudogymnoascus destructans, 3183 nucleotides long. RefSeq lists its product as uncharacterized. The record is from RefSeq and is a predicted model, not a curated record. Bases 1140 to 2711 code for a protein of 523 amino acids. The transcript is spliced from 2 exons. Lineage: Eukaryota; Fungi; Ascomycota; Leotiomycetes; Thelebolales; Thelebolaceae.